Melitaea cinxia (Glanville fritillary) is the source of this 2694-nucleotide messenger RNA. RefSeq lists its product as uncharacterized. The record is from RefSeq and is a predicted model, not a curated record. The transcript has 3 exons. Bases 22 to 2694 code for a protein of 890 amino acids. Lineage: Eukaryota; Metazoa; Arthropoda; Insecta; Lepidoptera; Nymphalidae.
UUUUUGACGGGACACAGAGCGAUGGCUCCCGUAGGCCCAAUACGGAUAUGUGCCAUCCUGUGGCUGUUCUGCGCAGUCAGUACAGGAGCAGAACCCAGUGAGAAUACCACAACCAUCAAGACGAUCCGAACAACCAUCCUACCAUCACGGACAACACGGACCGAAUUAAAGGUCUCAAGAAGUCUGAACCCUCACGAAACUCAGACUCUUAACGUGAGAACCAAGUCGGGCCACUUAACUCAAUUAAUAGUUAAGAAAAAAGACUCAAAGUCAACUACAUACGGUAGUAGCACUACCCCGGCCCCGACUACGAUACCUAUAAAAUCAACACUAACGACAGCCAGAGUCAAUAACACAGACGAAAAUAAAAAUAAGACAGAAAUAAGGGACCAAAGGAAACUACAUUUUAAUUCAGUUAGUAGCGACCUAGCUGGAUUCGAUUACUAUAUAAACAGAAAUAAACACGAAGAUUUCGCUGAUGUAAAAGCAGAAUAUGGUAAUUGGUCACCCGUUUCUGUUUAUCCAGAAUCUCAUAUCCAGGAAGAUGGGAAAAAGCCGGAAGCGGAUCCGGAAACGUCACAUUAUUAUCCCACGUAUGAUAACGACAAAAAGACGGAGAACAAGAGAGUUUAUAUAACAUCAGCUAGCUUCAAGGAUUAUAACAGCCCUAUCAAAAGCUACAGAUUCGACCCACACAAUCCUGUUAUUAAGAAUGAUAGAAACCCAGUGUACAUAGAAGUAGUAAGUACAAAAGUUUCUGAUGAUAACGAAAAAGUAUUAAAUGUACCUGACCCAGUAAUGGUGAGUUCUGACUCUAUGUAUUUCAAAAAAGCUUUUGAAAAGUAUCUUAACAAACGUGGCAGAUCUAUAUUGACUCUUGGUGAGGAUGGAAUACCGGAAAUACAAGGUAUUAGAGUGCCCGAUGAUGAAUCUGAUAAAAAAACUUGGAGAAAUGCUAGAGUUGUGAACGGAGAAUUGGUGCCCUAUCCUGAAGGUUACACUCCACCGAAGGCUAUACCCGAAGCCGACGUUUACCCAGACAUAUCUGCUAUUGAACCAUCACAAAAUCUGGGACCAUUUACCAAAGACGAUAAUUUUGAACAGAAAGAUGGACCCUUCACAAAAUUCGAUAACAUAAAAUUUGAAAAUGACGACUUCAUACCUUCUACAUACACCUACAAACCUAAAAAAGAAAAUCAAUACUUUAAAAAUGGUUACGGACCGUUCACGAAAGCAGACAACUCUAAAGUCGCAAAUUCCAAACUUAUUGAAUAUAUUAAGCAGAUUAACGAACAAGAAUUGAAACGGGAUUACUUUAGUGGACGCAGCUCUCGAGCACACAUGGGCGACUUAGAGUAUGCCGAAAGUCACAUUCAAAGACGUAUGUUGCAACAUCCAGGAGAAGUAAAUUUCCCGAAUUCUGUUAUGUACACGCCGAAAAAUGCCAAACCAGGUUUCGAUGAAAGUGUCAGAAAUCCAGUACUCCAGUACGCUCAUCCAGAACUAGGAGUUCAACCUGCGAAGGCUACACGCGAUACUGUUGAAAAUCACGACAAGGAUCGCAAAGUCAAAUAUUACACAAAUGUGCCAAAGAGCGCUCACCCUUACCCAAUGGAACCAAUAAAUGGUUACAACCAGCAACGCAGUCAGAACAAUGGUCCAAAUGCUAACAGAUACUAUGAAGAUGAAUAUAACAAGUUUUCAUAUUAUGACCAUUCCCACAACAGAUACCCGUACGGUUAUGGCUUCGUGAAACGAGUUCCUGAACCGUCAUUAUGGCAAAGAUUUACGGAUACAAUGAAAGAUACGAUAAACACCGCCAGUGAAACUGUGCACCAGUUCACAAGGCCUCUUAUAGAUCCAAUCGCAAAAGUAACGCAACCAGUCCUCGAUCCUCUUGUUGAAGCUACUCAUAAAAUAUCACAUAACUUAGGCUUUUACCCGUCCAACUCCUUAGAAAGUCAGAGAUAUGCUCAAGACAAGAUCGGUGUAGCGGCAGCAGCAUCAGGAGCACCUGCAAUGUUACCAGCUCUAGGUCUUAUGGCUGGAGGAGCUGCUCUUGGAUUAGGAGCCGUGGCCGUUGGACGUCUGCUAGAUGUAAAUAUAAUGCGUAGUGCCAAUGACGAUGACACUAUUGACGAAAUUGAAAAAGAACAUAAAAGAGCUUUAAGUAACGCUCCCUAUGACAUCGAUAGGAAAAUAUUAAGCAGCCAGAAGUAUUACGAUGAUAAUUACAAAAUGCCAAGUGAGAACGUCUACGUUGUGAUGUCGCCAGACAGUGUUGAAAGUGGCCGAGCGAAAAGAGACGCAGUGAGCUUCUAUCAACCUUACAAAAAUAUUUUCGUGAGACAAAGGCGUAGCGUCAAAAAAGCUUUGGGAUAUGAAAUGCCAGAUGACUUGCAACAUUUGGACAGAAACCCGACUAGCUCGAGCCUGACGUCAGCAGCAUUGGACCUCGUGAAACAGACGGAUUGGAGAGACUCCCAAUGCGCCAAAUUCACGUUCUGUAAAGUCUUAACUUCUCAGUCUUCGGAUUCCUUGUUUGCGAUGGAGAAGAAAAUGGAAUCUCUUCUUAAAAUGAUUUCCCGCGGUAACAGCGCCAACGCAGCCGCCGUCGCCCACCAACUGGGUGACGUGAUGGCGGCCAGCAGGGACCACGACUGUAACAGGUUCCACUGCGACUCACGGCGAUAG